AUGGCAAGUGAAAAAAAUAUUUUUGGUCAAACAAAUGAAUCAAACUUACAUAAGGUCAUACGCAGAGUUGAAGAAAUAUGGAAUCGUCGUUUCAUGCAUUCCAAUUGUGUUUUAAAUAAUACAAAUAAAGGACAAAUAUCAAAAAAGUCAACUAAAGAUGGAAGAAUUAUCUCAAUUAUUAAUAAAAAUAUUUAUCCUAUAAAAAAUUCCAUUAUUCCAAAAAAACGCACGUAUCGAAAAACGAAUAAAAAUGAUAAAAUUAUUCCAGAAAAAUUGAAUAUGAUGCAGCAAAGAGAAUUCGGAACACUUUUUCAGAAUGAAAAAUCUGAAAAAUAUAAAAAUGAAAUUUUAAACUCAACAGAAAAAAAAAAUAUAGCAAUUUCAAAUGACAAUCCGCUAUUAAUAUCAGCUGAUUUGUUAGAAAAGAGUUUUCAUAAGAAAAAUUUGGAACGCAAAAAAUCCGAAAUAAAAAAACAACUUUUUGAGAUAUCUUCUAAUACUACUGCUCGACCAAAUUUAAAAAGAAAUUCAUCCGAAGAAGAUGAAAAAGUCAUAAAAAAGCCAAAAGUUAGUUCUAAUCCUUUAAUCUUAAAUACGCCGAAUGUCGUAAAUUUACUUGCUCUGCCCACUAUUGAAGUAAUAAAAGUACCAGAGAAAGAAAAAGGUAAUUAGUUAUUUAAUCUAUUUAUUUUAUGUAAAAUUAAAUAAAAAAAGAUUAUUUAUUAAACAUAAUUAAUUAUAAUAAUACGAGUUAAAUUAAUAUAACUUCUGCAGAGGCGUGUCAUUAAGGGGGUCCAUGGACGUUUUAAACAAAAGUAAUUAUACGUGUUUAAUU
Daktulosphaira vitifoliae (grape phylloxera) is the source of this 835-nucleotide messenger RNA. RefSeq lists its product as uncharacterized. The record is from RefSeq and is a predicted model, not a curated record. NCBI's taxonomy places the organism in Eukaryota, Metazoa, Arthropoda, Insecta, Hemiptera, Phylloxeridae. The transcript has 5 exons. Bases 1 to 672 code for a protein of 223 amino acids.